Messenger RNA from Parnassius mnemosyne (clouded apollo), 3836 nucleotides. The record is from the annotation of a GenBank genome assembly. Lineage: Eukaryota; Metazoa; Arthropoda; Insecta; Lepidoptera; Papilionidae.
AUUUGUAAUGUUGACCAUGUGCGAUUUAUUUAAAAACAAAAUAUUUCACAAUUAAUGCAAUAUCUUUAUCUAAUAAUAUAGUGUUGUAAGCUUUUUAAAAAUGGAAGUGGAAAAUAUAAAUGUCGAUGACUUUUUGCCCGCAAAAAAGACUAUAAAGUUGAAGAAUGUGAAACGGCGGGCAGUCUCUGAAUCGGGUGAUGGAAUGGAAGUAGAAGAGCACAAUGGAAUUCAAGGAAGAGCUAAACUAGCAAAACCGAAAGUUAAGAGGACGAAAAAGAAUGUAGAACCUAAUGAAAGUAAAGUCAAUAUGAGAAAAGUUGCAGUCCCAGCACACAGGUAUAACCUCAAAACUACUCUUUUUCACUUGAUUGUACCAAAGCUAUUUGAUUUUUUAACCAUUAAUUAUAACAGCAAUGGGAUUAAGGCUGUAACACUACAUAAUGUUACACUAUUAUAAUGAUUUAAUUCUGUAAUUUUAAGUAAAAUGUACCAUUGUGUGAUUUUUAUAACGCACCUGACACUGCCAGUGUGUAUGUUAUGAAAGUUGCACACAGUCGAUCCAUUGGCAAUUGCCAUACUAAGAACCUCUUUUCUAUUACAUUCGGAUAAAUGUGAUAUUUGGAAUUGUGACAGUAAGUGUGCAUGUUUUUAAAUAAAAAAUAUUUUCGAAUUGCUUGAAUUUGCAUUGCCUUGAUCCAGUCUAAAUUUGUUUUGUGUUUGAUGACACGGUUUGUUUUUAGAUGUGAUUACUAAAACAGUAGAUUUUGUUUUGUGCAACAAUAAUAAUAUUAGUAGUAAGAUAAGAAGAAAAUACAAUUGUAUAUAUAAAAUGUAUUAUUUUUUAUUCAAUAUUUAAGUAUUAAUUGUUACUUAAUUAACUUGUCACCAGCCAGUCCUAAGCCUGCAUAAAGCGUGAAGGAAAUUUCAUUGCAAUAUAAAUCUUAACACUAAAAUCUCAAUAACAGUACCUAAUCUUUAACGAAACGGGAACACAAAACAAGCUAAUCAAGCUUUCUCGUGAUCAAUCAUCAUUUCAUUUGCUACAUUUUCAAUUAAACUUGUUGUGAAACACUAUUGAGGCCAAAAUUAAAAAAAAAACAAGGUGUUUCAAAAGCCGCUAUUGAUAUUCAAUAGAUAGUUUCGUUUUGUUACUCAAAAAAACUGCUACUACCCACUGCUAGUUGUCACUCCAUCUAGUGGGAGGUUAUUAUUUUCAUUCUUAUAGCCUACUACUAUGUAACUUAUUAUAUACUUGCCAUAGUUGCCAAUCUGGUAGGUAACUACAGUUUUUUUACUUUUAUUUUUAAGUUUUAUCAGAUGCUGUUGCCCAUUCCUAUUUUAGUUUAGUUAAUUUGUAUCUUCCAUGGAAAGGAUGAGCAGUGAUUGCUCUUAUUUUAACUUUAAAGUGGUAGCAGUCUACUGGUUAAAGGUAAAACUGUGAAACAUAAAGAUAGUGGGUAGGAAUCGGCCAUUUGACUAUUGCCAUGAAACACUUCUAACCCAUGUAUUUUAAGCUAAGUGAUGUUGUUAACGAUAAUAUUUUUAGUAGUUAUAAUAGCACUGCUAGUAAUCUUGAAUUAAAACAAUUACUGCCACAUUUGGAAAGUGGAUUUUAAAGUAAAGUUGUUGAUGCUGCCCUCCAUUGUCAGUGUACAUAUUUAACUACUUUUUUUUAUUCAUAGAUAAAGGGCUUUGUCAUUGAUGAACAAAUACAGUUUUAGGCAUCAUCUGAUAAUGGAUCCGAUAAAAUACUAUUACUACUACUACAAUCAUCUUGAUGGCAAAUCUGUAGUUUGCACUAUGGACUUCCAUUUGGCAUGAUUGUAAUGAUCUCUCGCAUCUAUUAAUUAUGAAUUUAAUAAAUAUAAAUAUAUUUACAGAUAUACACCAUUAAAAGAGAACUGGCUCAAGAUAUUUACACCAAUAGUUGAACAUCUUUUGCUACAGGUACGGUUUAACACAAAAACACGAAAUGUAGAAAUAAGAGUUGGACCAGAGACUAAAGAUAUAGCAAAUUUACAAAAGGCUGCAGACUUUGUGAAGGCGUUUAUAUAUGGCUUUGAUGUUGAAGAUGCAUUAGCUUUGCUACGGCUAGAUGAUUUAUUUGUAGAAUCUUUUGAAGUAAAAGAUGUAAAGACACUUCAAGGAGAUCACUUGGGUCGUGCUAUUGGUCGAUUAGCAGGAAAAGCAGGCAGAACAAAGUUUACCAUAGAGAAUGUUACGAAAACUAGAAUAGUUUUGGCAGACUCAAAAAUUCACAUUCUAGGUAGUUACCAGAAUAUUGCACUGGCAAGGAGAGCCAUAUGUAAUCUUAUUAUGGGAUCACCUCCAUCAAAGGUGUAUGGCAAUUUGAGGAAUGUUGCUAAUAGAGUUGCUGAAAGAUUUUAGUUGUUAAUAAAUUUUUAUUUAUUACAUGCUUUUUAAUUAUAGCUAUAUCAUCUAUAACAUAAAAAUGAAUUGCUGAAUGUGUUGCUAAGCGCAAAUCUCGAGAGCAACUAAACCGAUUUCGCUAAUUCUUCUUUUAUAAUAUUCCUUGAAGUACGAAGAUGGUUCUCUCGGAGAGAAAAAUUUAAAAAAUUGCCUGUAAAUGUCUAAAAGCAACACUUUUCUAUAUUCUCAUACAAAAGAUUGGUAAUAAUACUUAAAAGUCAAUUUGAACUUUAAUACCAUACCAUAAAGUUUAAGUGUUAGUGGAGGGGUUCCGGGAAGGCAAAACAAUUUAGUGACGUUAGUAUCGUACAAAUAUUGUCGUGAAACGACAAUUUAAAACAAAAAAGAACCUAACCUAGCAACAACAAAACAACAAAAGUAGGGCAAAACAAAUAAUCUAUUUAAAAUAUAAAAAAAAGAUGUUUACAGAUUUAUAUAAAAAAAAAUUGAUGUAUUAGGGUGAAGAUGGGUGACGUGAUUUACAAUUAUUUCUAAAAAAAAAGAAUAAAAAUGAUGAGUAUUGAAGCUGAGGCCGAAGAUCCAAGUGGUACACUGCUUUUGGUGGUGGUAUUCGCUGCCCACAGAAUAUACACAGGCUGUGCUGGUGGUAGGCCCACAGCGCCUGGAAUAAGCGCUCGCAGCGCCUGGAGCGAGCACGCACAGCAUAGGUGAAGGCGUGGGCGUGUCUAGGCGACGAGUUCAGGUGAAUGCAGAGGUUUGCAAGAUUCGGCGACUUCAGGCAAGACAGAGGCUUGCAGGAUCCCAGCGACUUCAGGCAGGACAGUGGCCUGCAGGAUCCGGCGACUUCAGGCAGGACAGAGGCUUGUAGGAUCCGGCGACUUCAGGCAGGACAGAGGCUUGAAGGAUCCGGCGACUUCAGGCAGGACAGAGGCUGGCAGGAUCCGGCGACUUCAGACAUGACAGAAGCUUGCAGGAUCCGGCGACUUCAGGCAGGGCAGAGGCUUGCAGGGUCCCGGCGACUUCAGGCAGGACAGAGGCUUGCAGGAUCCCGGGGCAGUGCGGCCCCGGGAUAAGGCCUUUAGGAGAUGCUUCGAGUUAGAAAGCUGAAGCGAGACUGAGUUUCUUGACCGAUUGUUCGGCUUUUAUACCUUUUUAAAGAGAACGGAAAAUUAUUUAAAUUAAAAGCAAAUUUUUUGUAAAUGGCCAAGAGGAAAGAGUAUUUAUGUGGAAUCAUCGAAGUAGAAACAACAGACCGGAAGCGAAUUUGAAUAAAAAUUGCCAUGACAGCCAGAUAAACAACGAUGUCAAAACAUGUCAAAUUUUGGUUUUAGGCUCGUAAUAGAGAAACGGCAAGAUUUAAGUGAAAAAUGAGAUAUUAUUGCUAUAGGAAAAAAGGUAGCGCACCAGCGCGCACAAAGCCCGAAAUUGCAGAGUUACGGAGAACU